ACCCCAUUCAGGUGCGUAGGAGUUCUGCUUUUUGUUCCUUCCCAAAGCUGCUGGUGUACGACUGCACACACGGGACACAGAGAGGCAGCUUGGACACAUGUGAAAAUUCAUUUAGGAGCGGAAAACCUCCCGGCGAGGAGGUGGACGACAUUCCACCCUCACAGGCAAGUUUCCACUUGGAAACUCUGAGUCGCCGCCCUCUCUUUGCUUCGUUGGGCAGCAGUUUCAUGAACAGUUGGUGCACUGUAAGGACGCCGAGUGGAUGCAAGAUGGCCUCCCAGCGGCUCUAUUUGAGACUUUUGGGGCUGGCUGUGAUGCUGACUUUCAUUGCUUUCAGAGAUGUUUCCAGUGACAGCAGCCUGCUCAGGAUCUUAAAGAGACGAGAUGUGGCAGGAGCUGCUUCUGCCCCCCCGGGGGCCUCCGUUGCCGUCCCUGCUUCCAAAGCCCUGGACUUCCUGGGAAAACUGAGCAGAACAAAGAGGAACCUUUGGGAUCGCAGCAGACCAGACGUGCAGCAGUGGAUCGCUCAGUUCAUGUCCAUGGGGUUCGAUGAGCAGAGGCUGGAGACCGACCUGUCGUACUGGAUGGACCAAGCUCGCUCCAGAGACCAAGGUCGUCAACACCAAUACGAUGAAAACGCCCCCAUCGGCCCGCGGGACCACGGUUCUUACAGGCACGGCGCCAACGUCAACUACGACUACUACUGACUGUGAUGUGUCAGUUUAACGCGAGCCGCGCGGCGGGGGAAGGGAGGGGGGGGAGCGACACCCUCGUAAUGCCGCAGCUGCUGUGGCAGUAUCACCAAUUAUCUCAAAUUAGCCAUCGAGCGCUGACAUGAAAACACCAUGUUUGCUAUUUACGUUUCUCAAAGCACUGUUUGGAGGCAGCUGAUUGCAUGUAAUGCUGUUCAAAUCUGUGGCUUAACUCUCUUUUCACUACAUUAUUGCAAAUAAAGGCGUGGCUUUAAACUA
Messenger RNA from Pungitius pungitius (ninespine stickleback), 971 nucleotides. RefSeq names its product ECRG4 augurin precursor a (gene ecrg4a). Bases 228 to 707 code for a protein of 159 amino acids. The transcript is spliced from 4 exons. Lineage: Eukaryota; Metazoa; Chordata; Actinopteri; Perciformes; Gasterosteidae. Gene Ontology annotation, biological process: G1 to G0 transition; regulation of cell population proliferation; anaphase-promoting complex-dependent catabolic process. The record is from RefSeq and is a predicted model, not a curated record.